Messenger RNA from Dicentrarchus labrax (European seabass), 8709 nucleotides. Its product is annotated as zinc finger MYM-type protein 4. The transcript has 29 exons. Gene Ontology annotation, molecular function: zinc ion binding. The record is from RefSeq and is a predicted model, not a curated record. NCBI's taxonomy places the organism in Eukaryota, Metazoa, Chordata, Actinopteri, Moronidae. Bases 1260 to 5849 code for a protein of 1529 amino acids.
ACCAAGAAUAGAGUUAUAGCAACAAUCAGACGACAAGCUGAAUUGAUGAGCUGAUUCAGCUACAUAAUAGGACAUUUAGUUAUCGUGGACUAGCUUCCGGUCAAGAUGUGCAUAUUUAAGCUAAUGUUAGCUAGCUAGCUUACAACCCUGUAGCUUGCUGCUAUUCAGCACUAUGCCACUACGCCAAGCUCCAUUUAACACCUUGACCAGUAGAUAAUCAGCAAACAAACACUUCACACACAUUGUGGCUCAGGUCCUCUUGUGAAGCCCAGGAGCUUUUAUUAAUCUAACUAUGCAGUCUUAAUGCAGUUGAUUGUUUUGUUCCACAAAGCCCUUGCAUCGUGGAGGGCUGCUGCGAACAAUACAAAAGUCUGGAUUUUAUGAAGUUAAGUGUUGCAGUGCAUGUCACUUGAAUGCUCUGUUUAAGGCUCCAGCAACUACUACAGUGUCUCAGUUGUUUGGUUGAUUAGUGCGUGAGUCUGUUUACAUUGACAGAUAUACCAGAACACAAUAUGCUGCUGAAUUUAAAUUGAGUUUGGGGCGCCCCCUCCAUACAUCUGAUCAAACGGUAUGAGGCCUGUAGCCAUAAUCUAUAGCAAGACAUUGACAACAAGUCUGGUAUUGCUAAAUCUUUAAAACGUUGACAUGAAGGUGAGGUUAAACUUAGGGAGGAUAUAAUGUUGUUUGAUGAGAUUGCAAGGGGUAUUGAUCCUCAUGUCAUGUAUAAUCUCAUUGUAACAGAGGAAUUUGUCAAAUAAAGAGCUAACAUAUCUUCCCAUCUCACCAAAUUCAAAUACACCACCUACUAACAGUAGACCCUGGUGAUUGUUGGGCUUGUUUCUGUCACUGCUGUGUUAUUAUUCUGUUACUUAUGUCACUGUGGGAAGGUGAUAGGUAAUGCGGAAAUCUGGCUUUCCAACCAAUAGUAUUGGUAGUGGGUUUGUUGCUGGAAGCAGACUGUGUACAGUAAGGACAGCUGCUGGGUAGAUUAAGUCAAGUCUAGUGGAUGAAGACAGAGCUGCAAUGUUUUGCAGCAGUAGUUGGACCAAUAGAUCUUUUUGUGGGAGGCAUUUUUAUAUGUGAUAACAAGAAAUGCACAGUUAAUAACACGAAAGAAGGCUGUAUUCCAUUUAGGUGACCCACCUACGGAGUACUGGUAUUCUGCAUGCUGUCUGACUGGCGUGACCUUUAAAUGGAAGAAAUGGUUCAUUUAAUAAGAUGUGCAUGAGGAGCGACUGUCCAGAGUGUUUGACGAAGUGAUGGGGCUUGGAGAUUUUGCUGACUCCUCCAGGGGCUCUGCCACGUCUUCAAGGAGCGGUGGUCAAGACGAGACAAAGGAAGCAGACAAAACUUCAGGACCAGGGGAAGACCAGCACAUAGAAGAAGAGCAUAGCAACGGCAGCAGACAAGAAGAAAAGAUGGAUGAAGGGAUGGGAGAGCCAUCCUUUCCUCGCAUAUCAUCCCCUUCAUCUGACCGACACUCCUCGUUUACCAUGGGAACCAAUGAAGGAGGAGGACGAGGUGGACGAAGUGGAGGGGCAGCAUUUGAUGAUGCAGUGGAUGGCCUGGAAGAUGAUGAAGACUGGCACUUUGCCUUGCCGAUGGGCAGCCUCGAGGGCGUGGGUAAGGGAAACAAAAAACAGCCAGAAGCGGGGAACAGUGUAACUCAAGAGGAUCCCUUUGCUCAUCAGCCCAGAGAUGAGGAGGAGGAACCAGAAAGGGAAGGGAGCAGUGAGUCUGCGAACACCUCCCACUCCUCCCAGGACCACACACCUGACAACAGCCAAGAUGGGGGCGUCCUGAACCAGACGGAAGAGACAGAAGAUAGCCAGGAGGGAGAGAGGUCAGAGGCAGCUCCAAUGGAGGACAGUAAUCCUCAGUCUCCUAUCAACAUUAAAGAUGAGCCCAUUGAUGAAGGCUAUGACGCUGCUUUACUGCCUCAGAGCUCCAUCAGACAGAUUAAAGAGGAGUUGGAACAUCAGGAGGAAGAACUGAGGAUCAGCUCUGUCUACUCUGUUGGUGGAGGAAACACCUUUGCAUCCCCUACCAUUCUUCUCUUAUCCACUCUAGUGCCUGCAGCACUCCCAGCACCCCCUCCGGCGGCCAUUUUUAUCCCAGGUAGAGGUGCUGUCCUACAAGCCAUGGCUCCCCUCCCUGUCAGACCACAAGUUCCAAUCCAGUCACUACCAGCUCUGGCACCAGUACCCCCACGCCCACCUCAGCCCUCAGUUCCUGGUAGUGUUCGCUGCAGUGGCUGCUCUAAGGUUCUGCUGAAAGGCCAAACAGCAUUCCAAAGAAAAGGUUCAACACAGCUCUUCUGUUCCACAGUUUGUCUGACUGGUCAUCUGCCCCCAGCUAACAAAAACCGAUCCUGUUUCCAGUGCAACAGGGAGAUUAUUCAGCCCAGGGACAUGAUCACAAUUCCAGCAGACGACAGCACUUUCAUGCACUUUUGUGGACAGUUCUGUCUGUCGGUCUUUAGACACAAGAAAAAACAUUCUGACAAGAUUCCUGACAAACGACUGGAGAGGAAGCCUGAGAAGCUGCCUGAGAAACCAGCAGAGCGACAGCCUGAAAAACCCUUUUGCAGUGUCUGCAAAGUCUCUAAUAGAGUGAUUGAGCAUGAGGUCACCCAUCAAGGUCGUCUGCACAGACUCUGUAGUGAUGCUUGUUUUGUAACAUGGCGCAAGAUACGGCAGUUAGCCAUGAACUGCUGUGAAGGCUGUGGACUUUACUGUAAUAGUAAUUCAGGCUCCUGUCAGACACUCACAAUUGACAGAUCUCAGCUCAACUUCUGUGGUCCUACCUGUAUUGGCACCUACAAACAGACCUGCAGAAAGAUGGUUGAGUGUGCCUACUGUCACAAGAUGGCAAUAGUGUCAUCCACCAUCAUGGAACGAGACCAAAAGGGCAAAGUUCAGCUUUACUGUUCAUCUGCUUGUGUGGAACAGAGUCGACCCCCCCGACACAUUCUCACUGGUACUGAAUUCCCCUGCUGCCUGUGCAAGGUGUUAGCUGUUCCUCAGUAUCAUCUGGCCAUGGUGGACGGCACCAUUCGUAACUUCUGCUCCUACGACUGUGUUUCUAUAUACAGGAAGUCUGGGCACACCUCUCAACCAGACCUGAUCAAUGGAACCUCUGCUCUCAGGGACCCCUCCCUCAGAGACGCCCCCAAACCGGGGCCCUCUGCGGGAGCCAGCUCAGUCCCUCCCAUCCCUCAGGACUACACGUCUUCAGUCCCCUAUCCGGGCCACCAUCACAGUCAUACCUCAGUGCCCCCGCUGGUGCCUCCCUAUCCAGCCAUGUCCUCCCCUUCUGUCCCAGGGCAAACCCAGGCCAGAGCACCUGCUGGUCAGACACUGAAACAAGCAGACGCCGGAUCCAAUGACCCCUCCAAGCUGACCUGCCAUCAGUGCUUCAAACUAUUCAAUAUCAAGCCGCUGCUUUUUAGUCACCAAGGUCGUAUUUCUAUGUUCUGCAGUAGGAUGUGCUGUGAGCAGUAUAAAACUCAAAAAAAUAUCCUGGUGAUGUGUGAGGGUUGUAAACAGGAGAAAGUGCUCUUUGACACCAUCAGCUACAAUCAACAGGACCUGGUCUUCUGCAGUGAAAGCUGUAAGCUACUCUUCAAACAUGACCUGACAUCUCGUAACAAGGAUCAUCCCUGGCGCCCCUGCACCUACUGCUCCGGUAUCAGCCAGAAGAUGCUGCACAGCCACUAUGGAGGCAGGAUGGAGGAGUUCUGUAGACCCCACUGCAUGUCCCAGUACACUGUACUCUACUAUGGGAUGGGGAGAUGCGACAGUUGUCGGAAACAGGGCUACAUGACUGAAAAACUGCAGUGUUUGGGUUCAGUCCGUAAUUUCUGCAACCUGCCCUGCCUGCUGCAGUACUGCUACCUGCAUUUUGAGACGAGCCAACACACCAGCAGUAACGGUACUGGAACGGCCCCACAAACACCAUAUGCUCCUACCCAGCCCCACCAUUCCUCAAAGAUGAAUCCUGUCAUAGCUGAUGUGGUGUCACUGGCCAAUGGCUCUGCCACUCAGCCCAGUGUGUCGGCAGAUACUGCUCUGACUGGAGCACUUCCGACCUCCAACGUUGAUGGCAAGAACUUAGACCAUGCCAGUACUCAGACUGAUGCCAUGCGAGUGCCUGUGUCCCGUCGACGUCAAAUGAAGAACAAGUCAGUUCUGUGUCGGCCCUUCACUAUGGACCAAGAGAGCAUGUGCCAGCUGCCCGCACCUUCCACUGAAUCAGCAGCUCUGUCUCUGCCCUCAGUUAGCUUCUCAGCAGGAGAGGAGAAUGUGAAGGUGUUAAUGGUGCCCAUCCCAGUACCAGUCUUCAUUCCAGUGCCUAUGAACAUGUACUCCCAGCACACACCUGUUCCUAUGGCUAUGCCUGUGCCUGUUCCAGUACCCAUGGUAGUACCACCACAGAACAAGGAGAUGAAAGACGCAGCAGUCCAAUCAGAGCCUUGGACUAUGAAGGAAGAAAAACUGAAAGAUGGGUUUGUUUCCAGUGCAGACCAAAGCAGUUGUUACAGUGGAGACCUGAAGUCAGACGUGGUCACUCCAAUAGUCCGUGAAAAUGAGAAGACUCAAAAACCGGUUCAAGCUGACCUGCCAGUUACUGUAAGUUCAGAGAGGAGCACAGAGUCAGCUGAUCCACAACUCAAUACGCAGUCAGAGGAGAGCGCCACGACAAGCGACCCACCUACCACCAGUUGCGAGCAUCAACCUCCCUCCUCUCCAAUGAUGGACUUGGAGACUGACUUCCCGUCUGAAUCGUUGGAUCAGAAGCCAUCUGCUCCUCAGCGUGGAGUGAAGAGACCCAGAGAAGAUUUCUCUGGCCGGAAACGGGGUCGAAGGCGAACUGGUACGGUGGACCGCAGUGCAGUGAUGACUGUUGUGACAGCUGUCUCCAAACUGAACCACCUGUAUGGGGUGAAAGCCUGGAGGACCUGGGUCCAACAACGAAACAAACAACUGAGAGAAUCCAGUCCAGUGGAUAUUAAAGAAGACGUCCUUCAGUGUAACUCUGCUGAGCUGAGCUUAGCUCUGACUCGCUUCAUUAGGGAAGUGAGACGGCCCAAUGGAGAGACCUACAGCCCAGACAGCAUCUUCUACCUCUGUCUGGGGAUACAGCAGUACCUGUUCAUGAAGGGCCGCAUAGAGAACAUCUUUACUGACGAGCUGUACAGUCAGUUUGCUGCUGAGAUCACCAGGAUGCUGCGACUCUGGAGACCUAAACUACUACCCAGUGGUGGUGUUGUUUCCUCCCGUGUUGUGGAGUCCUUUCUGUGGGAGUGUAAACAGCUGGGCGCCUACUCUCCAAUAGUGUUGCUCAACACGCUGCUCUUCUUCUGCACCAAGAACUUCCGCUUCACCACACUGGCGCAGCACCAAAGCCUCUCCUUUACCAACUUCAGCCGAUGCUCCAAACCCUGCAGCCGAGCCGGCAAAGCCCACUACCUCCGAUACCAGAGAAGUAGCACCGCUACGCCACGCAGAGAGGACACAGAGCGGUUGAGAAAAAGGCAGGCAGAGGAAGAGGGAGACCUGGAGAUGCUUGAAAAUGUCACCAACCCUCUGCACUGCCCUGUCAGACUCUACGAGUUCUACCUCUCUAGAUGCCCAGAGUCGGUGAAGAUGAGAACCGACAUGUUUUACCUCCAGCCUGAACAGAAUGUGCACACACACAGUUCCCACUGGUACACUUCUCAACCAUUAGAGGGCACCACUCUACAAAGCAUGCUCACACGCAUCUUGGCUGUCAGAGAGGUUCACCAGGAGCAGUUAGCAGCCCAGCGUCAGUCCUCAGCCACUGCGGAUGAUGACAGUUUACAGUGAUAUGGAGCUCUGCUCAUUCACAUCCUGCUAUGAUGCUCUGCAACAGAAACCUUCUCUGAUGCUGAACACUUGACAGUGAAGUAAAGCUGUAGGUACGGCCAUCAGUCAGACUGAGGCUGACAGGUCUUUGAAACAGGGAGACAGAACAAAGGGACACAGUGGAAGUGUUAAAGUAUGAGAUAAUUACAUUGUAUUCUGUUACCUGAGUGACAAUCCCCAUCCCACAUAAAUGCAUAAUGAGUUUACAAACAUCAGUUACUCAGAAAUAUGAAAAAGGGAGUGUUGCAGAGUACAUUGUUAACGCAGUCUUCUUUUCUCGCCAGUGUCACACCAGAGUGAUACAUAUCACAUAUGUGGCAGGUUUAUAUGCUACCAGUAACGGCUCAUGCCAAGCCUGUCAGAUGUACCUUUAUUUCUGCAAUAUUAGACUGGUGUGAGCAGCAGAUUGUUUACAUCCAUCAGGCACAGUCAGAUCCGUUCAUUAAGGGGUUUAAAUGUGCUGCUUUACUGUCGUUUCCCCUCCCUGCAUCAGCACAUUGUAAUAUGGAGAGUAUUUACUUGUACAGUAUGAGUUUAAAGGCUGUCACUGGUAUGUGAGUGUUGAAACUGCCUCUUGCGCUUUUAAAUUUCACCAAAACCCUAAAACAAUGACAUUUCGAGCAGGUUUUGUAAUUUGACGGUGUGGCACAUUCAUGCAUUGCUGCACCAAUGUUUCUCAGUUCCCACAGGCAUACAGUAAUGGUAAAUGGUAAAUGGACCUGUACUUGUAUAGCGCCUUUCUAGCACUUUUACACUAUAUGCCACAUUCACCGUUUCACACACAUUCACUCAGCGAUGGCAAAGUCCAUCGAACAGAAACUAAUGCAUUCAUACACAUUCACACAGAGCAGUUCAGGGUUCAGUGUCUUGCUCAAGGACACUUUGACAUGUGGUGGGAGGAGCCGGGGCUCAAACCAACAACCUUCCGAUUAGUAGACAACUAAAAAUAUGUAAACAUUUGUAAAGAAAUUAUGUGGUUUAACAAACUGCAUCAUAUUCAUCACAUUGGACGGUGGAUGCCAUUGACUGGGUAACAUCCAGCAUUAAAUUAAAAGCCAAUAUCUGACUUACUAUGUUGUUAAAGCAGUAUACUGUAGUGUAAUCCUUCUUUUAAUAGUAGAGGAGAAACAGUGCCUCUCAUCUUUUGUUGUUUUAUUAUUAUCUAGUUAUCUGAUAUUAUGUUGUUCCCCUUUUAUAUUCUUCAUCCUGUGUGGCCUUAUUUCCUUCUCAGCAACUUUCCCCUCUCCCGCCCUUUUUAACCGUGAAUGCCGAUGAGGAUUCUUCCCUUUUUUCUCCCUGGCUUUUCCUCGUAUACCUUAACAGAUUCCCUCUGGAGUUCAAGUGGAAGAGUAGCUCAUUACCAACAUCCACUACAUUGCAGUGCAUACAGUAUACUGAACUCAAAAUGAUGGAGCUGAACUUCAUUUUCAGACCUUGAUUGACUUUAGAAUGUUUAGAAAAUACAUUCUCACCAUUAUUAUGAAUUGGAGUGUCACAAUUAUUAUUACAUAUAUGAUCACAGGGCUCUUUAUGUGUAUCCUAUUUCUAACAGUGCCAUUGUCUUUUCCUUUGGGCCUUUAUGUUUUUCUCUUCCCCUUGCCUUUUUUUUUCUAAUUUGAGGAAAAUUGGAAUUAGAGGAAUUUGGAUGAGCAGUAGACAGCUAAAAGUACUAGUACAAUACUUGUCCUAACCCUGAUCCUGAGGUUUCCUGUAUUAUAACUAAUGUUGUGUAUGGUUUAUGGUGAAGUAUGUUUUUUGUUGGCCAUACAUUAAGUCAAAAACAAGCACUGUGACAGUGUGCCUAAGAUGUUUACCACUGGGUCAGUGGUAAUUUUGUUUCUAGUCAUUCCUGUUAUCUGUAAUAGACCUUUAAUUAAGAAUGGAUGCUGAAAUUCUUUCUAAAGUGGCAUGUAGGUAGUCCUGGGGACUGAAAACAGAGAAAAUAUAGAAAAUGUUGCUGGUCCAUAGGGUUGCUGUGAUAAACCCUCAGAAUCUAAAGCUCAACCACUGCUCAUAACUCAUCAAAGAGAUGCUAAACUUACGUAAACAUUUCUGGACAUACUGAAAAUGAAAGCCUAGACAUCUUAUAAUGUCCAUUUUACAUUUUACUGCCAUUUCAUAGAAUGCUGCAUCUUAAUUAGAAUGUUUUUAAAACAACUAUCAUAAAAUGUAAUUUCUUUCAAUUUAAAAAAUAAAUAUAUAAGACACACUACUGCUAAGUUGAGAUUUAAUGGAAAUAUUACCAUUUGUUCUUUUAUUUUGUGGUAAUAAUGACUCCACUACCCACCAUGCCUUGUGGGGCCGUCAGGGAUAUGGUGCAUUUUUGUCACACUGUUGUAAUGUGCUCUUUGCUACUUGCAUCUGUUUUGUUGUUAUAGCUGUUGUUAUAUUUUUUCAUGGAGGCCAACGUGCCUUUACUUUUGCCUUAUGUUGAUGCUUUAUAUAAUAUCUGUGUAACAGUGUAAAAGAGUUAUAAGCACUACUUAUCAGACCAGCCCAAAGCUGGAGUUGAUAGAUCUCUGUAGUGCUCCAUGCUAACUUUAAGCAUUCACAGUGUGGACUGACAGUAAUCCAUUAGCAUUAUCCACACAAAGAGUUCUGUAAAUGUUGGUGAUUUUUUUUAAAACAACAUAUUCUAACACACCGUCACCGCUGCUGGUGCAAAUGAAAUGUUACUGUCUGAAUUUUAUCACUGCUUUUAUCAAUAUUGUCACACCCAUUUGAUGAUUGUUUAGAAAGAAAAGGCCCAGAGACAUGUUUUAUUGCCAUGCACAAGAUGCUGUAUUGCCAUUAAGUAUUAAAAAAACAUUUUAUUCCUUUC